Brachypodium distachyon (stiff brome) is the source of this 1747-nucleotide messenger RNA. Its product is annotated as protein odr-4 homolog. Bases 73 to 1530 code for a protein of 485 amino acids. Gene Ontology annotation, cellular component: endomembrane system. Lineage: Eukaryota; Viridiplantae; Streptophyta; Magnoliopsida; Poales; Poaceae. The transcript is spliced from 11 exons. Gene Ontology annotation, biological process: intracellular protein localization. The record is from RefSeq and is a predicted model, not a curated record.
AGUCACGUGAAAGGGAAGACUCGUCGAGUCCAUCGUGCGCAGACCAGAUCGCUCUCGCCGCCGGGGGGAGCGAUGGUGAAGGCGGUGGUCGCCGACGAGGCGCAGCUCAAGGCCUUCGAGGACGGCCUCGCCUCCUCCGCCGCCCCUAGAUCCCAGGUGGGUCUGGUGGUCGGCAAGCUCAGCGCCUCCUCCGACCGCGCCCUCGUCUACUCCCUGCUCCCCACGCCGCCCACCGAUGCCGGCGAGCCCGCUUGCUCCCUCCGGGCCGCCGCCACCGCCCCCUCAGCUGCCAAGGCUAAGUCCAAGGGAGGCGGCAAGGGUGGCUCAACGGCUUCUUCUGAUGCGCCGCCUUCGCUCCAGUUCGACAUCGACUGGGUCGCCGAGCACGCCCGACAGGUGUCGAGGAUGCUCCUGGGAGGAAUGAGUGUCAUAGGUAUCUAUAUAUGGGCUUCGGAAGGCUCCUUCAAAGCAACUUCUCCUGCUGUUUUAUCACAGGUUAUUAGAGUGGUUUCUCAGGCAGUUCCUUGGUACGGCAGUGACUUUGAUGAGAGGCUGCUCAUUCAUCUCGCUUACAGCCCAAGAAGGUUGGUCUGUCGUAUAUGUGAGAUGGCAUCAGGAAGUUUAAGGCCAUGUGACUUCAAAUAUAGCAAAUUAUUACCUUCACUUCAAACUUUCAGAUGCACAUACAAUUUUGAGACAAGGUUGACAGUUGUUCAAGCCGAGCCUUUUAACAAAGUUGUUUCGAAGGCAAUCAGUCAUCUUACAAAGGAAGUGCAGAACGCCAAAGUUUUAAUUGAUGGAAAUCUGUUCUCGGAAGAUAUGAACAUCACUUCAGAGGGCUCACACAAAGUUGAUUUUCUUAUACCUUUCAAGAACAAUUUACCUGCUGGAGAAUGCAGUUUAGAGGGAGUUGCUGGGUUGCUUCUCUUUCCUGGAUCUGUCAGUGGGUGUGCAUACUUAGGCCCAAAAGAAUCUAUUUCAGAAGCUAUAUCUGAUCUGAAGAUGGACAUCAUUGCAAGCCUACGGAGCAGAUUGGAUAUCAUCCUCGAUGAGGCAGAUGAUGACUCUACCACUAAUGAUGUAGAGAACUCACUGUCUCAGAAAACCACCCAAGUUACUUUUCGUGAGUUGAGAGAACCUUAUAGUUUCUCAUUCCCUAGACGGAUUCUGAUUCCUUGGUUGGCUGGCUCCUAUAUUUGCGACUACUUGCAGCAAUCAGAGACCACAAAGGAUGCAAUGGAGCGCUGCAAGGAAGUGAUAUCGCUGGAAGCAGGUGUGGAGAGCUCUUCAAUCAUAGAACCAGAAAUCGCAGCGGCUUCGGUGACACUAGAAUCAUUUUGGGACAUGGUGCCUGGAGCUUUGGUGCGUGCGCCUGCCGAACCCAGCCUGAAAGAUAGUCACUCUCAACAGGCUAGUGAUUCAAGGAGAACACAAGGCAGCAAUCUCAGCAUUCUAGUUCCUUUGUUUGUGCUACUGGUUGCUCUUUUAGUUGGUUUUAUGUUUGCAUUCUCUCCCAACUCAAAAACAUGAGUACAUGAACUGAGAUGACAUCUGUCUUGUAUCUUGGUUUGGUCGAUGAUUCAACUAUGGAAGGGAAAAGUGUAGAGUUUCUUUUGGCGCAUUUGUCGUAGUCUCAUAGACUGUUGUAGGUGUUGCACAGACAUGAUCCAUCCUUUUGAUGAGAGGGGCAAGGCAACUGUAUGGAGUGUUUUUUUGGUGAUGUUAUUGCUGGGGUUCGUUUUCUUAA